AUGUCACGCUACAACUUGACCGAUAUGAAUGAGAACAAUCAACGCGACGACCCAACGGAGAACUAUAUACCCAUUGAAGACCGCGAAGAUAAUGCGAAGCCCAACACCGUAAAAGCAGAAGAUGCAAGUUCCACAGUAACGACCGCUUCUAACGAAUCCAACGCACAGAGUGGCAAUAACGUUAAAGGUGGAACUCAGCGGUUUACCCGCUACAUCACCGGGAAGAUCCACAGAACGACAAAAAGGACCACAACCCAAAAUACCGGUCGUCAUGUCACCCGCACCACCCACACGAUUCACACCACCCAUACUACCCAUUCCGGAAAGCCUCCGUCUGUGAGAGUGGAGAGGCAACGGCGUUUCGGAGAAUUGGCUGACGGGUGUGGGGAGUCGCAGGAUUACAGUAGCUCGGACGACAGUGACCAGACGGAUAUGAGCAGCGUGAGCGGCUAUGGCGGAAGUUGUCAUCUCAGAUGUGACUGCAACCAUAUGUGUGACGACUCUCUGGGAAGAUGCCACCACCAAGACUCUUGUGAAUCAAGCGACGCCAUGGAGGAUAUAGAGCCGAGGGUAAUUGCUGCCAAGCUUAAACUUCAUUCUGGGGAAAGGCCGUUGACGAGCAAGUGUGGCACACUGUAUGCUAACAAAUUACCUUCCAUCAAAGAGUGGUGUGACGGGGAAGCCCUCGAGUCGUACGACUCCGCACUGGAUGGACGCUCCCAACUAACGAGCUCAUUCGACGAUUCACUGGAGAGAAGUCGUACAACUCUCAAAUCCAUUACAACCGCAUACGGCGUAAAACGACGCAUCGAAGAGGUUCUAUCAUUCCACCGGACACGAUACAUCUACGUAUCUGAGCACAGGCCACUGUGGAAACAGGUGCUGCCGUUGGGGGCCUACAAAAUAGGGGACGACGAUACUGCCGCCGUAAUGGAACGCUUGCAGCAGUGCUUCGAGUCGAAAACGCCGAUUAUAUUGGACAAUGCGCACCGCAUUGCGUCCCUUGAGGCGCGGCUAAAUAGGGUGUUUGGGUCUAUAAGGGUCCGCCUGGAAAUGGCCGGUGCCACAUUUCCCUUGGAAAGUAGCUACAGCAGGAUAAACCAAACCUUCAAGGCAACGCUCAGCAAAGCUACGAGGUACUUCAAAGGGUUGACGUCUAUUACCAAGUAUCUGAUGGCUGAGUACAAAAAAACUACCCCAGCGAUUUCAGCGGAGAGGCCGGCCAUGGUCAUGCCCAUAAAAGUGAAGAGGGUGAACCAGGAAAUUGACCGAUGCGUUCAUGACGACAGUUAUGGCACUUUCACAAGCCUGCGCGCAUGCUUAGACACUUGGGAACUGUAUGUGAUUGCGGACACUUUCGAAAUCGAAGCGAUGAUCGACCACUUGUGGCUGAGCAGGUUCGACAUGAAAAAGGACCACAUCGAGGCAGUUGUGCACAAAGCGUUAUCCAAGAUAGAGAAGGUUCUGGAAGCGCCGCAGUGCCUUGAUCGGCUCCAGCAUUUCGAAGCUGAACGUGAGCUGAUCAAUGGACUCAAGCAAAUUGGUGUUGCCUACGUGUGA
Molecule: messenger RNA, 1560 nt
Organism: Babesia ovata
Lineage: Eukaryota; Apicomplexa; Aconoidasida; Piroplasmida; Babesiidae
Product: gamma-tubulin complex subunit, putative
Exons: 4
Coding region: 1-1560 (519 amino acids)
Source: RefSeq, a predicted model, not a curated record